ACUAUUAAGUUCUUUCUAAACCCACCCAAACAUAUACUUUCUCUUUAUAUUUCUCCCCAAACUUUUUUAUUCCCCCUCUCUAAUUGAAUUCUCAAAUCGUGAUUAAUGGAACAAAAAUGGCGUUUAAGAAAUACAGAUUGCCCAAUUAAAAAAACAUGACCGACAUUUAAAAAAAAACCGACCCAGGUUCUUCACUUACAGACACAGAUUAGAGAGAGAGAGAGAGAGAGAGAGAGAGAGAGAGAGAGAGAGACCAGGAGGAGGAACAAAGGAGAUACAACGAGCAGAUAGACAAGAACGAGGAACAGAGAGAGACGACAACGAUGAGAAGAGUGAUGAAGAACAGGGGAGAGAGAUAGAGACGAAUAACAGAGGAGAGAGAUAGAGACGAAAAACAGAGGAGAGAGAGAGAGGUGAAGAACAGAGGAGAAAGGGAGAGACAAAGAGAGAGACAAAGAUCAGCGUAUGUGUUUAGACAUGUAAGAUAAAGCGAUGAGCUUUAUUUAUUUUGGUAUAGUAUGUAUUUAAACUUAUGUAAGCGAUGAGCUUUAUGUAAUUGUUUGUUAAGAUGGGAAGGGUUGAAGGAGAUGGUGAAGAAAGCAGAUGCCAGGGAGGAAGGUUUGAAGUUGUCACCAUGGUUCAGAUUGGUGGUGGACAAUUUCUUGAUGAAGUGGUGGGAUCAUGAUGAGAAAGGAACUCUAGAUGAAGCUGUAGACAUGAAAACCAUCCACAAACUCUGAAACCUUCCUCUUAAUGGUUUGCUCCAUUUUGAAGCAGCCCUCUCCAUCUCUCUGUCGUCUCAGUCUCUCCAUUGCAGCUCUUCUCACCGUCUCGCCAUAGCUCUCUUUUCUCAGCCUCUCUCCAUCUCUCUCCGUCGAUCUCUCUUGUCUCAGCUUCUCCAUCGCUCUCCGUAGAUCUAUCUCGUCUCAGCCUCUCUCUCUCGACGUUCCUCUCAAGUUCAGACCCCUCAGGCUCUCACUCUCUCGACGACGCUCAGACCCUCUCAAGCUCUCGACGACCAUCUUACGCACUCUCUCAAGGUCAUCACUCUCAAGGUCAUCACCUCUCUUUGAGCUUCGACCAAACCCAUAUCGAGCUUUCUCUUCUCCUCCACAGACACGCCUCUCGAGCUCUCUCGUCUCCUCCACAGACGACGCCGUACAGUACAUUCAUGGUUUAGCUGCUAAAGGAGUACAUUAUAUUCAUCGCCCUGCUCUUACUUUCCAGGAUCUUGGCUUCUUUCUUCUUCCGGUCUGACCUUUUUUCAACUCUCUCCAAGCUCAGACCCUCUCAAGUUUACGGCUCUCUCAGGCUUCUCCAUAGCUUUCUAUGUGUGUGUCUCAAGCUCUCCUAAGCUUUGUCUGUCUUUCACUCUCUUGUAAGGUCAACAACACAGAUGCUGAUGCUCUACUGUAUGCUUGUAACCAGGACGUUGACAAAGUCUCAGGCUCUCACUCUCAGGUUGUUAAUUUCUAUGCUCCUUGGUGCUACUGGAGUAAACGUUUGCUAAAAGGUCUCAAGCUCUCCCAAGCUUCUCUCACUCAAGCUCUCCCAAGCUUCUCUCACUCAAGCUCUGUCAAGCUUCUCUCACUCAAGCUUCUCUCAUUCAUAUCUCAAAGGCUGAGGAGGGGGAGAUAUUGCUCCAUCUGAAGACACUCCUGGGCUUUACUGGACAUGGUCCAAUGACGUUUUUUCCAGUUCCGGGCAUGGACACAGUUUAGUUGGGACUGUUGUCGCAGAAACGAUACAUCUUUAUGCGCCGGAUGAGGUUUAUAAGACUGCGAGAUCCAUGAGUUCCUCCCCGGAAGAUAACCUGAAGUUCAAUCUGAGCUGGAGCUUCAACGUGGACUCCAAGUUUCGGUAUCUAGUCAGAUUCCACUUUUGUGAAAUUGCUCCUGGUAUCGAUAAGAGCAACCAGAGAGUCUUCUCCGUUUUCCUCAACAACAUGACGGCUGAGCCCAAGGCUGAUGUAGUUGGAUGGUCUGGUGGUAAUGGAAUGGCGUUGCACCGGGAUUUCAUUGUGGACGUCGCCAAUGAUAACAAUAUAUUUCUUAUUCUUCAUCCAAAUGAGGUUAGCCCCGUCUACUUUGACGACAUAAUCAAUGGUCUUGAAAUUUUCAAGAUAAAUAAUUCAGAUGGCAAUCUUGCCGGUCCGUAUCCUUUAGAGUCCACCGGUGACUCCACAACUACAUAAAGUCAGACGAGCCACACACCACCGUUUCAAGAAGGUGUUGAUUAUUGCAGGUUUGGUUUUAUUAUCUGUGGUAGUAUUAGGUGUCACAGUUGUUGUUGCUUUCAAAUGUCGACAUGAAUAUAGACAUGAAUAUAGCCGUACGUCAGCCUCCUCAGCCUGAGCCUUAAACAGCUUGUUGCCGUCACUUCUCUCUGGCUGAGGUCGAAGAAGCUACUGAGAACUUCGAUCCAUUUGAGGAGUUAUAUAUACUUGUGGAAUUAUAUAUAAUUAUCACAUUCAUUU
Messenger RNA from Raphanus sativus (radish), 2476 nucleotides. RefSeq lists its product as uncharacterized. Lineage: Eukaryota; Viridiplantae; Streptophyta; Magnoliopsida; Brassicales; Brassicaceae. The coding region runs from base 1330 to 1650 and encodes 106 amino acids. The record is from RefSeq and is a predicted model, not a curated record. The transcript has 8 exons.